AUGGCUCAAAGUUUAUACCCAGAGCUUGAUGAUUUGAAACAAGUGCUGGCGAUGAUCAAUGUUUAUAUCUCUGCAUCAAGAAAGAUCAACGGAGUAAGAGAAUCUGAUUGGUAUGGAGUUCUAGGUGUUGAUCCUCUGGCCGAUGAUAAAGCAGUGAAGAAACAAUACAAGAAGCUGGCUCUUUUGCUUCAUCCUGACAAGAACAGGUUUAAUGGCGCGGAAGGUGCGUUUAAGCUGGUUUUAGAAGCUUGGACUCUGUUAUCUGAUAAGGCUACGAGGGUUGCUUAUGAUCACAAGAGGAAGUCGAAAGAAGCAGACACCAAGCCACAACCUCCGCACAAACCAGCUUCCACACACAAGCCGCCACCUCCACACAAGCCACCACCUCCACACAAGCCAGCUUCUACACACAGGCCACCACCUCAACACAAGCCACCGCCUCCACACAAGCCACCACCUCCACACAAGCCACCACCUCCACACAGGCCAGCUUCUUAUAACUGGACUCAAAAUGCUAGAGGCGGUGUGGAUCCGGGUGCUAAUGCUGGAAGUAGCAAGCCUGCGCAUGUGAAUCCAACAAAACAGAGGACAUGUACAAUGUGCAAAACCCAACGCGUGAAAGCCAAUACUAUUUGUGUUAGAUGUGCGUUUGCUUGA
Molecule: messenger RNA, 657 nt
Organism: Thlaspi arvense
Lineage: Eukaryota; Viridiplantae; Streptophyta; Magnoliopsida; Brassicales; Brassicaceae
Source: the annotation of a GenBank genome assembly